AUGAAUGGUGGACCUUCCUCAAAUAGCAGAGGUAGCAGUGCCAGGAUUACUCUCGAAGGACUUGACAUUAUCGUUGUAGAGAAAGCACUGAGGUUCAAGUUUAAAUCCUCAAAUAAUCAAGUCGAGUAUGAAGCCUUAAUUGUCGGUUUAAGGCUGCUCACAACAACACUUAUAAAAAUGGAUUCUAACACCCAAGAGAGUGAAGUUCCUUUAGAAGUAGAAAAGGUGGAUGAUGCAUACCUCUCUGCUGUGUUGCUUUGUUUUAGCAGGGUCCUCCCUGCAGUUCUAAACGCGGCUAUUGACAUCAAUUUGUUUGAUGUCAUAGCCAAGGCAAAGAGUUCUUGUGAUGAGUCAAGUUUUUCUGCCUCUGAAAUCGCUUCUCUGCUUGCAAAUCAGCACUCACAAUUGGUUAAUAGGCUUGAAAGAAUGUUGCCAUUGUUGGCCAGUUACUCUCUUCUUAAUUGCUCCAUUCGAACCAGUGAAGAUGGUAAGAGAGAAAGGAUUUAUUCUCUCUCACCUGUUGGCCAUUACUUUGCUUAUGACGAUGAAGGAAUCUCUCUGGCCCCACUCUCAACUUUACUUCAUCGCGGAUUUCAUGAGCUGUGGAGGGAUGCAAAAGGUGCAUUUCUGGACCCUGAUUGCAAUAACCAUUUCGAAAGUGUCUUUGGAAUGCUGUCAUAUCAAUAUAUGGAGAAAAACACAGAGUUGAAUCAAAUGUUUUACAAGGCAAUGGCUCAUGCUGGUCCAAUAGAAGUGAAAAGGGUACUCAAAGUAUAUAAAGGAUUUGAGGGAUUGUCAACACUGGUUGAUGUAGGAGGUGGAGUAGGAGAGACCCUGAAACUGAUUAUCUCUGCAUAUCCUUCAAUCAAAGGAAUUAAUUUUGAUUUGCCUCAGAUGAUUCUAGAUGCACCAACUCAUCCAGGUGUAGAGCAUGUGGGAGGAGAUAUGUUUGAACGUGUUCCAAAUGGUGAUGCCAUCUUACUAAAGUCUAUAUGUCACAAUUGGGCAGAUGAAGAUUGUAUAAAAUUUUUAAGAAAUUGUCACAAAGCUUUGCCACCGCAUGGAAAAGUGAUUGUUUUGGACUACAUAAUUCCAGAGGUUCCAAAUGCAAGUGAUGCAUCUAAACAUAGUAGCAUUGUGGACAAUCACAUGUUUUUAGCUCAUGGUGGAAGGGAAAGAACUCAGAAUGAAUUUGAGAACUUGUGCAAGAGUUCUGGUUUUUCCAAGUUUCAAGUUGCAUGCAGUGGCAUCUCAGCUACUGUAGGAGUGAUGGAGUUCUAUAAACAGAGUUUUUGA
Molecule: messenger RNA, 1296 nt
Organism: Sphenostylis stenocarpa
Lineage: Eukaryota; Viridiplantae; Streptophyta; Magnoliopsida; Fabales; Fabaceae
Source: the annotation of a GenBank genome assembly